AAUAUAGUAGUGCCGACCAGGCCUAGGGGAAGUGGGAAAUUGAAUAUCGAGCCCAGCCCGUCCAAAUAUAGUGAAGAAUUGAUGAGAAAGAACGCAGACUUUGAAAGGCAACUGCGGGAUGUGCAGAAAUCCAUUGACGAGCUGAAAAGCCCCAGGUCGCACCAACAGACCUUGGAUUUGGAUAGUGCCCCACUGAACCUAUCCAUCACAGCAGAACCAUAUCAAGAGGGAUUCAAAAUUCCCCACCUAGAGACAUAUGAUGGCACGAAAGACCCGGAUGAACAUCUACACACCUAUCAAGCCAUCAUGAGGAUUCAAAACACCAAUGAUGCCAUGAUGUGCAAAGUGUUCCCGGCGACACUGAAAUCAACAGCCAGAAGAUGGUAUCACAAACUCCCCAGACAUUCAAUAGAUUCAUUUUCCCAGCUCGCCAAGCUGUUCUCGAACAAAUUUGCGAGCCAAAGGGAGAUCAAGCGCACAGCGACUGAGCUGAUGCAAGUUAACCAGAAGGAAGGGGAGUCUUUGAGGGAUUACAUGCAGCGGUUCAACAAAGCCACCUUGGACAUUGAUAAUGUCCCAGACACGAUUUGCUUGUCCGCCCUAUUGCAUGGGUUGAAGCGUGGCCGGUUCCUAGACGACCUGCUUGAAAACCCACCGAAGACGUGGAACGAGGUGAAUGACAGGUCGGCCAGCUUUAUACUGUCAGAGGACUUUCAGUCGGCCAAGCGACGAGCUGAUGAUAAGUCGAGCAAAGGCCAGGAACAGCACCCGAGAAGAGAAGAAAAGAAGAAGCAGAAGGUCGGUGAGCAAUGGGGGAAACCAGCUGAGUUCCCGAAGUAUGCCAGUUACAUCCCUUUGACCUUACCCAGGUCUCAAAUCCUGGCACAAAUUCAGCACUGGGUUCGGAGACCUCCACCCCCACUACAUGAUUCCCCGAGGGCAGAUAAGAGCAAGCAUUGUGAGUACCACCGUGUAUAUGGUCACAAUACAGAGGACUGCCAACACUUGAAGGACGAGUUAGAGUUUUUGGCUCGUAACGGGAAGCUAGAAGGGUACGUUCAGAAGCCUCAUACCCAGCAACCCACUCAAACCCAUUUUGUACAGGCGUACGAUCGACCUCAAGGACAGGGGUACCAGCAUAGAGGGACACAAGAUGCAUAUCAGGAUAACCAGUAUCCUUCUGAACAAAGCAGAGCAUACCGAGGACGUCCUUUCAACAUGAGAGGGCAGGUACCGAGAACUACCGUCCCGAAUCAAAAAGACAGGAAAGGGGUAGGUUAUGCUGGGAUACCCCCACCUUCUGGUACAAUAAACAUGAUAUCGGGUGGUGUUCACUCAGGGGGCCAGAGCGCCCGAGCUCACAAGACAUAUGCCCGACAGGUGAUAACCGUCAACAAAAAUAGACCCUUGAAACGGCCGUUUGAGGAAGCAGAAUGGGAAAACACGCCCAUCACAUUCAGCCCGGCAGAUUAUAAGCGAACAGAAGGAGAGCCCGACAUUAUGAUGCCCCAUGCAGAUCCCUUUGUGGCAACAGUUCAUAUAGGCAAUCAUAAUGUUAAUAAGGUGUUUAUUGACACUGGCAGUUCACCAGAUAUCCUAUACUGGGGUUGCUUCCAGAAGAUGCAGCUAAAUCCGAGCUCACUACAGAAGCACGAAGGGCCAAUAUACGGGUUUGAUAACCAGCCCGUCCCGGUUGAGGGAGUUAUUACUCUUCCUAUAUAUGUGGGCUCAGAACCGCGCUUCAGGAUGGCUUCUGUCACCUUCCUGGUCGUUAAGAUGGAAUCAGCUUUCAAUGCUAUAUUAGGAAGAGCCACCCUGUGCGAGCUGAAGGCUGUCAUCUCGCAACCCCAUCUCUGCAUGAAAUUCCCAACUCCUCAGGGGUGGCAAAGGAUCAAAACAAAGGUUAUAAGGUUGCAAGUUCAAGCCUCGUUGAGCGGUUUCAAAUGGUUUAUCGAUUUGAGCGGUUUCAAAUGGUUUAUCGAUUUGAGCGGUUUCAAAUGGUUUAUCGAUUUGAGCGGUUUCAAAUGAAGAGUGGAAUACUCUGAAUGGGUCUCCAACCCUGUGCUCGUCAAGAAGCCAAACGGCAAAUGGAGAAUGUGCAUUGAUUUCACCAAUCUCAAUGACGCAUGUCCAAAAGACCCUCACCCGUUGCCAAACGUAGAGAAGUUAGUAGAACGGGCAGCAGGACAUGAAAGGAUGAGUUUUCUUGAUGCAAGCUCGGGUUACCACCAGGUCCAGUUGUUACUAGACGACCAGGAAAAAAUAGCUUUUUACGCUGGUGAUGCAAUAUACUGCUAUGUCAUGAUGCCUUUCGGCCUCAAAAAUGCCGGAGCAACAUACCAGAAGUUGGUGCAAAUCAUCUUUAAGCUCCAGAUCGGCAGGAACAUAGAAGUGUAUGUAGACGACAUGAUAGUCACCAGCGUGCGAGUUGAGGAUCACAUUGGCGACCUGGAUGAAACUUUUCGAAAUUUGCGCCGAGCACAAAUGAAGCUAAAUCCUUUGAAAUGCACAUUUGCUGUAGAGUCGGGAAAAUUCCUAGGAUAUAUGGUAUCCAAGAAAGGAAUUGAGGUAAAUCCAGAAAAGGUUGAGGCCGUUCAGCAGAUGGAGCCACCAAGGACUGUCAAAGACGUGCAGCAUUUGACAGGCCGUGUUGCUGCGUUGCAUAGGUUUAUAGCCAGAUCGGCGGAAAGGUGCCUUCCGUUUUUCAAAGCUCUGCGGGAGCCUAAGAACUUCCAGUGGACUGAUGAAUGUCAACAGGCAUUUGACGAGCUCAAACGAUAUUUGGCAUCCGUACCCCUGCUGUCCAAGCCCGUCGAUGGAGAAAGUUUGUACCUUUAUCUGGGGGUCACAGAAGAAGCAGUGAGUUCAGUACUACUGAGGGAAGAAAAUAAACAUCAAAAGCCUAUCUGCUACGUGAGCAAGGUGUUACAAGGUGCCGAGCAGAACUACCCGCUAGCAGAAAAGGCUGCUUUUGCUUUAGUUUGUACGGCUCGUAAGCUGAGAGCUUAUUUUCAGUCACAUCAGAUUGUUGUUUAUACUGAUUUCCCGCUAAGGAAAAUAUUGCAGAAGCCAGAGCUCUCUGGUCGGCUCAUCGAAUGGAGUGUCGAACUAAGUGAGUAUGACCUUAAAUUUCAGCCGCGCACGACUAUAAAAGGCCAAGCUGUGGCAGACUUCCUAGUUGAAUGCGCCCCGGCGGCUGUCAAAGAAAAGGUACCUAAAUACCCAGUUUGGGUUUUGUAUGUAGAUGGAGCUGCUAAUGUCGAAGGAUCAGGUGCUGGGGCUGUGUUACUGGGCCCUGAUGGCUCCAAGUCUGAGCACGCGCUAAGGUUUAAGUUUCAGACAACCAAUAAUGCUGCAGAAUAUGAAGCCCUAAUAUAUGGACUGAAGCUGGCGGCCGAGUUGAAGGUACAAAGCAUUCAGGUCUUCAGUGACUCUCAGCUUGUUGUUCGCCAGGUGAAUGGCAGUUGCGACAUCAAGGAUCCUCCGCUCAGUCGUUAUGCCCUUGUGGACAUUAACCCUCAAAGAUCAACAAUCGUCGAGGUGCUCGACGCACCAAGCUACACUGAUUCCACAGUCGACUGUCAACUACUCAGUACAUAUCCCUCUACACCGAGCUGGACUACCCCACUCAUAAAUUAUUUACAAAGUGGCAAGCUGCCUGAAGAUCUGUCCGCUGCGAAAUUGAUUAAACGAAGGGCAGCACAUUUCACUUUAUUAGAUAACCAGCUCUACAAACGAGCAACCUCAAUGCCCCUAUUACGUUGCCUUACUCCUUACGAAGCUGAAUACGCUGUGAGAGAAGUUCACAAAGGAGUAUGUGGCACGCACAUCGGUGGCAAAACUUUAGCUCGAAAACUCCUGAGGCAUGGGGAAAUGCUAUCAUCUCUCGCGUCUCCCUGGCCCUUCGCUCAAUGGGGUGUUGACCUGCUCGGCCCUUUUAUCAAAGGCAAAGGAGGCUGUACUUUCCUGGUCGUUACAGUGGAUUACUUCACUAAGUGGAUAGAAGCUAAACCACUGUCCACGACAACAGAAAGAAAAAUAGAAGAAUUCUUGUUCAAUUCAGUGUUGUGCAGGUUCGGCAUACCUAAGCGAAUUAUCGCCGACAAUGGGCCACAGUUCCGAGCAGCAGCGCUAAGAUCGUUUUGUGACGACUAUGGCAUCAAGCUCGCUCUGAUGUCCGUGUAUACUCCACAGUCCAACGGGCAAGCCGAGUCCGCCAAUAAAAUCGUCUUGCGAGGCCUCAAGACACGCGUUUUGGCUGCGCAUUCUAAUUGGGUUGACGAGCUCAAUAAAGUACUUUGGUCUUGUCGCACCACACCCAGCUCGGCUACGGGCGAAACCCCUUUCAGCCUGGCCUAUGGAGCUGAGGCCGUCAUUCCAGUAGAGGUUGGAUUGCCAUCCGAUCGAGCAGGCCGGCAUGACGACCUCAACAAUGAGCAACUUUUGAGAGAAAACCUAGACUUCGUAGAAGAGGUCAAGGAGACGUCUAGAAUAAGAACUGCGGCACAUCAAAACCGUGUUGCAAAAUUUUACAAUAAAAGAGUCCGAGCUCGCCAGUUUCAAGUUGGCGACCUGGUCCUACGUAAAGCUGGAUUAACUAACACUCAUUCGCACAUGGGCAAGCUCGCUCCUAAUUGGGAAGGCCCCUAUAUGGUUGUUUAAGUUAAACGACCUGGUUCUUACGUGUUAGCAGAUAUACAAGGGCGUCAGUUACCUUACAUUUGGAACAUACAGAAUCUUAGAAAAUUUUACAGUUAGCCUGUAUACUAUUCUUUUAUUCAAGUCGUUAUUCGACAGUUGUAAAUAAGGGCAUACCAGAAAU
Molecule: messenger RNA, 4822 nt
Organism: Rubroshorea leprosula
Lineage: Eukaryota; Viridiplantae; Streptophyta; Magnoliopsida; Malvales; Dipterocarpaceae
Source: the annotation of a GenBank genome assembly